UGCCCACGCCUGGCGCCCUGCCGGAGAUGCUGCGCUCCUGAGCGGCCGCGCUUCAUUUGUAUUUCCGCAGCUUGUGAGCGCGGAGCCCGCACUCCCAGCCGCCCGGAGAGGAGCCGAGCAGUUGUAUUCCUCUCCCUCCGGCGGAGUAGCUGUCUCCAGGAAUUAAGAUCCCUUCUUGCCUGCGAUCGCCAGUUCUUCAAUGGAAAUGGAUGAAAAUGAAAGUAACGAGUCAUGGGUGACAAGUGGCCAGUGUCCUGGCGAUGCAGCACAAAAAGGACAAAAUUCAGCACAGGAUUCUGGUGAAACUGAUUCUUCUAAGUUGUCCAAGAAAAGCUUCAAGCUGGAUUACAGACUAGAGGAAGAUGUAACUAAAUCAAAGAAGGGGAAAGACGGGAGGUUUGUGAACCCGUGGCCGACAUGGAAGAAUCCGUCCUUUUCCAAUGCUCUUAAGUGGCUGAUCACGGAGAAGAAUCACAGCAGUGUUCCGAGCUGCAAAGAGGAACUUGACAAAGAACUCCCAGUACUUAAACCCUAUUUUAUUGAUGACCCUGGAGAAGCCGGAGUGCGGGAGGCAGGCUUAAGGGUCACCUGGCUUGGCCACGCGACGCUGCUGAUCGAAAUGGAUGAGCUCAUCUUCCUCACAGAUCCUAUGUUCAGCUCUCGUGCCUCCCCGUUCCAGUACCUGGGUGCGAGGCGGUUCCGUCCUCCCCCGUGCACGGUAGCGGAACUCCCCCCGAUAAAUGCCGUCCUCAUCAGUCACAACCACUAUGACCACCUGGACUACAACUCUGUCGUUGCCUUGAACGAGCGAUUUGGAAAUGAACUGAGGUGGUUCGUGCCUUUGGGUCUCCUUGACUGGAUACAAAAAUGUGGCUGUGAGAAUGUCAUUGAGCUGGACUGGUGGGAGGAGAAUUGUGUCCCUGGCCACGAUCAGGUCACUUUUGUCUUUACGCCUUCGCAGCACUGGUGCAAGAGGACUCUAAUGGAUGAUAACAAGGUUCUGUGGGGCAGCUGGUCUGUCCUGGGGCCUUGGAAUCGAUUUUUUUUUGCAGGAGAUACUGGUUAUUGCUCUGCAUUUGAAGAGAUAGGAAAAAGAUUUGGACCUUUUGACCUUGCAGCUAUUCCUAUUGGAGCUUACGAGCCAAGGUGGUUUAUGAAAUACCAGCACGUAGACCCAGAAGAAGCCGUGAGGAUUCACAUCGACGUCCAAGCAAAGAAAUCCGUGGCCAUUCACUGGGGGACUUUUGCCUUAGCUUAUGAGCAUUACUUAGAGCCUCCAGUGAAACUGAGCGAAGCUUUGGAAAGAUACGGACUUAAGACUGAAGAUUUUUUUGUCUUGAAGCAUGGAGAAUCAAGAUACUUAAAUACUGAUGAUUAAAACUUUGAAUAAAGAUGUGCAUAGGAGCUUUUAAUGAAAAAGGUAUCAUUGAUAUUGGAAAACAAAUGAAAAGACUAAGAAAUUCAUGAGUGUUGACUUUUUCAUUAGCAAGCAGCUUCUGCAAGUGUGUGUUUUAUGUUUUAUGUAAUAACUUGCUUACCAAUGUGAUGUCCAGCUAAUGAAAACUGUGAAGGCAGUUCAGGGGUGGGUCAUUUAAAUAAUGAGUUGGCCAAUGUGGAUAUAGAAAUAUAUCAGUGGGUAAGCAUUUCAGUAGAAAUUUUUUUAACUAAAGCGUUAUACUUCAGUGGUUGUAGAAUUUUCUGAGGUUAUGAAAAACUGCUAUUAAAAAUCCACCUGUUUUUCUAUUUAGGGCAUUCUUUAAGGCUGUCUGCCUACAUCUUUUCAGAGGCCUACACACACACAACUAAUACUCACAUUGUAAGUGAUACAGUUGACUCCCACAUGCUUAUAAACAUAGCAUUUCUUGCUCUAUCAGGAUUAGCUUACAUGCCAAAUGUUAGGUGAUAUAUUUUCGUAAGCAUAAAAACAUAGGUGUUUGGGCUAAAUUACCAUUUUUAAAGACUACUU
This is a messenger RNA of Fukomys damarensis (Damara mole-rat), 1966 nucleotides long. RefSeq names its product N-acyl phosphatidylethanolamine phospholipase D (gene Napepld). Gene Ontology annotation, biological process: N-acylphosphatidylethanolamine metabolic process; N-acylethanolamine metabolic process. The transcript is spliced from 5 exons. Gene Ontology annotation, cellular component: cytoplasm; membrane-bounded organelle. Gene Ontology annotation, molecular function: zinc ion binding; N-acylphosphatidylethanolamine-specific phospholipase D activity. Bases 200 to 1378 code for a protein of 392 amino acids. The record is from RefSeq and is a predicted model, not a curated record. Lineage: Eukaryota; Metazoa; Chordata; Mammalia; Rodentia; Bathyergidae.